CCUUUUGUUCUCUUCUUUGCACAGGAAGUAACGAACCUCACCAAACGUUAUAAACAAGGCAACUUUCCAUACAAAUGUCGAAGAAAAACUGGACCACUUUACUUUGUUCCUUUCAAUGAGCUUCCCUUCGUUAGGAUGUCUCUUGUUGUAUAGCAACGUGGCAAUUAUCGAAGGCAUUAAAACCUAUCGCACAAUUUCCCAUCUACUUUGCUUGGGAACAAUUUUAUGCCAUGGCUGACCUGCUCGGAUUUGUCGGGCAAUGAACAAACUCACGCCUUCUGAGGUUCUCAUAUAUGAAAAAAAAGAACUUGUGACGGGGCCUUCAAUGUACUUUGCUUCCUUUUCUUUUUAUUCUUUGGUCCGUAGAGCACGACAAGUUUCAGAGUAAACUAUAAUUAGUACUUCCGUUGCAACCAGCUUCCUACAGUUCAGACUGAGCCUUCAUUAAUCUUUUCUGUCUGGUAUCUACUUCAAUUUUCCAGUGCAAAAUCAAUAUGGGUUUCCUUGGAGCAAUUGCAAGGAACUUUGAUCACGUCGCCGGGCCUGUGGUGAUGCUGCUUUAUCCUCUAUAUGCCUCUGUCAGAGCAAUUGAAAGUCCUUCCCAGCUGGAUGACCAGCAAUGGCUUACAUACUGGGUUUUGUAUUCACUCAUUACGCUUUUUGAGCUUUCCUUCUACAAAAUUCUUGCCUGGUUUCCAUUUUGGCCUUAUUUAAAGCUGAUUGUGUCCUUCUGGCUAGUUUUGCCAAUGUUCAAUGGAGCAGCUUACAUAUAUGAGAACCAUGUUAGAAAGUUUGUCCUUAACAUGGAUCCGCCUAGUUCAAAGCUUCCACCAACACAAAAGCGGGUCCUUCAAAUGAUGAGCCCUACAGCACGGGUUGCAAUUGAAAAUUACAUUUCAAAAUAUGGCCAGGAUUCAUUUGAAAGGGUCGUUAAAGCAGCUGAAAAAGAGGCAAGAAAGAAGAAGGGCACAUCAACAGGGGCUGAUCAUUAAAGAUAUUCACUAAAAGCAGAUUCUGUAAUAAGGCCUUGUAGAAACUUUUGUUAAAUUAUUGAUGAUCUGGGAUCACUUCAUAUUUCUAGUAAUCUGAAUAGAGAAUUCAUAAGGUAGUAUAUGAAUUUGUUUGAUUGUCACUGUUUUGUACAAAGACCUGGCUUUCCGGGGGGAAAUGUUAGUUUUAAUUAAAGAUGGAAAGAGCUUUUGAUGGUGAUGCAUCUAUUGUUCCUCACUAGACCUCUGGACUACUUACAGGAGCACACCGUAAAAGCAAAUGUGUAUCUUUGCUAACGUUUUGCCUGUAAACCUUAUUAGAUUUCGAAUGGAAAUUUCUAGAUUUGGUGUUGAA
Molecule: messenger RNA, 1344 nt
Organism: Cryptomeria japonica (Japanese cedar)
Lineage: Eukaryota; Viridiplantae; Streptophyta; Pinopsida; Cupressales; Cupressaceae
Product: HVA22-like protein f
Exons: 5
Coding region: 495-992 (165 amino acids)
Source: RefSeq, a predicted model, not a curated record